Molecule: messenger RNA, 1221 nt
Organism: Neurospora hispaniola
Lineage: Eukaryota; Fungi; Ascomycota; Sordariomycetes; Sordariales; Sordariaceae
Exons: 3
Coding region: 99-1187 (362 amino acids)
Source: RefSeq, a predicted model, not a curated record
CGACGUCAAUGGAUGCCGCCAUCUGGCAUCUUUCUUCAAGCAUUAAUCGUUUGAGUUGAAGCAAGGGAUACGCACCUUUGAAGAGUACAUCCUUCAACAUGACGAUAUCCUGGGGAACAAUCCGUUCCCUCACAAUCUUCUUCGCCCCCGUCCUCCUCCCCAAAGCCUUCGGCCUCUACCGCAACUUCCGCCGCGGCCCCCAAUCCGUCUAUGGGCCGAUCAAGGUCCGGCCCGUUCGCUCCUCCGUCCGCCGCGCUCUGCUCCUCCUCUUCUCCCUCUCGCUCGCCUACCUCGCCCUCGCCCUCCUCCCCAUCUACUCCCCCGAGAACAUCUUCCGCCUCACGCAAUCCCGUCUCCAAAUCCCCGUCGACGUGCUUUUCACGCGCCUGGCCUCCAUCCGCCCUCCAUCCGCCGCCGACAACGCUUUACGUCACAAAUUCGUCAACCUCCAAUCACGUCUGCUCUACCUGCAAUUCGGCCCCGACGUCUUGGCCUCAUGCCCCUUUUGUUCCUCCGACGACCCCAAGUCGUACCUCUACUACGCGCUCCCGACCAUCGUCGCCCCGCAUCUCUUCAACCUGGGCAUAAUCGCCCUCGUCACUUCAACCAUUUUCACCGGGCGCGACGGGUACAAAUGGCGAUACCUGGCGACCAUGGCCUCCCUGGUCAUCGGGGGUGCGGACGUGUACAUGGUCAGCUCGUAUAACCCGCAGACCAACGCGCGCGCGCUGCGGUUGUACGAAAUCGAUUUCUUCCACUGGCGACAACGAUCGCUGCGCUUUCUCGUUCUUGCACUCCUCGACUGCUUGCUUGCUACGCUCAUGUAUCUAAGUUCGACGAACCGGAUGUUCGUCAACUACCCGAGCCCGGCCGAGCGCGUGGAAACCGUGGUGCGCCAGUUGCAGCAGAUUAAAGGAAAAGUCAACGCGGUGGGCGUGAUGCAGAAUACAAUCAGUCGGGAUGAGGAGUUGAGGGCACGGGGCAAUGCGUAUUGGCAGCAUGAGGUGAGGCUGAUGGGGGAAGUCAUGGAGGAGAGGGAUGUGGUGGAGGGGGUGAGGGAUGCGUUGCGGGAGAGGGUGGUGGUUGAGAAUGUGGAGAGGGAUGCGGAAAUUUAUGUGAGGGCCAUGUUGCCGCCUUUUUCGGCGGCCAUGUAUGGUGGGGGUGGAGAAAGGUCGAAGGAUGAUUAGAUGAGAGGGGUUUUUGGUUCGAGAUGUAUUGCUU